AUGUCAGCCCGCAUUCGUCGGUUACAGGUUGCACUCCAUAAAGACGGGAACCCGAGGCAACAAGAGAGUGCUCUGCGAAGAGGUCCGGUGCAGGAUCAACAUGGUCCGGCCGGAUUGAUGCCAUCGUCGGUGGCCGCUUCUAUUCAAGGUUCUGAACCGGGCGGCAGGCCCAGCCUGGUCCAGAAGUCGCAAAUUGACCGACUCAUAUCCGAGAUCGGGGCUUUGCCCAUUCUUGCCUCAUCUUCAGAUCCUUCUUGUCUUGACGGUCCGCACCUGGCGACCAUCGUCCUGGCGGCAGCCUCCGAGUCAAUCGUUGUGCCUUCAGUUAUCGACCUGAACCAGCUGGACGAAAUUCGCGCCCUCCUCCCAAGGGUUGAAACCGCCAGAAAGUUGGCAAACCAGUACUUCGCGCGUGUGUAUCCACGCCUGCCCUUCUUCUCAGUCCAGGGCUUCUGGACACAUUUCAGGCUCGCCUAUGACGACUCCAUGUCUGGCUCGUCAGUGCAGGACGACACGUCUCAUGCCGAAAACCCACCUCGACUAGCUGGCCAGGAGGCAGAAGAUGGCCUGAACAAAGUAACCAACAUCGGGUAUUCGUAUUUUACUGUCCUGGUCGUUUGUGCUAUCUCGACAGCAUCGCUCUCACGCAACGUCGAUUCUGUGAUCUCGCGUAGUGCGAUUGAGACCUUCCUGGCAGCCCUGCGCUUUCGUGAGCACGCAGUCCUUCCGAACACAAUAGCUGGGUUACAGGCAAUCCUGUUCCUCAUUCAAUAUGCUACUCUGAAUCCGUCACAAUUGAAUGCCUGGUACUUGGUUGGGGUAGGUAUGCGCAUCUGCGUCGAUCUCGGGUUGCACCAGGAUCCCAGUGCUUCAUCCCUUCAGAUAAGCGCCAGUGUGCUGGAGACGAGACGUCGGUUGUUCUGGUCCAUGUAUUCAUUUGACCGCUCAAUCUCCCUCGGCACUGGUCGCCCUUGUGAAAUCUCUGACAAGGUCAUUCACGUGGAUGUGCCCAAUUUCAGCAUCGGCUCUGAAGCUACCGAGGACGAAAUCUUGGGAUAUAGGCAAAGAUAUCAUGUCCUGAAACUCCAAUCACUUGCAUAUGAAAAGUUGUACAUGUCAGAGAGGCCGCAGAAUCCUGCUGAGUUGGUGGUUGAAUUGUUGGAGCAGUUCCAGGAUUGGGCUCGGAAUAACCCUAUAUCCAUGUCGGAACAUGCUCGUAUUCUGCUAAAGAGCGAGUGGUUGCAGGGUAUGAUGCUCCUCUAUCGGCCGUGUCGUGCGAUCCAAAAAAGGACACCACAAGACCUCCGGGAACUGUGGGAUGCGUCCCUCAGCUUCGCAAAGACAUACCGUGGAUUGGUGGAAGCAAAUGAGAUCUUUUAUGUACAAAUCGCCUCAGCAAAGGUCUACACUGUCGGCCUUGCAAUCAUCCAUGCUUACUGGCAAUUGCGGUAUGUUCAGGAUGUAGAUGACGACCUGCCAGGAAGCAAUCAUGAACAAGCCAGCACCGUGGCUUCACUACAGUCACUUGAUCUGUGGAGCGGAGUUGCAGAUGUCAACUUCAUGUUAAGAUCGCUUUCAGAUCGAUGGGAGGAGGGUCGUCUUCUGGCUCAAAAAUUCGAAAGGUUGAGCACGGCCGCUGUAGAGUUGCUUAUAAGGCCGCAGAUUAGACAAAGCCAGGAUACGAUUCAGGAGAUGGAGUCGCGCAUGCCCAACGAGGUUGUCCAGUUCUGGCGUCAUUCGGCUCCGACAGGAUUGCAUCUUGUUGACAUAGAUCGAGAUCGGGAUGGUGCUCGCAAUGAGCUGCAAGAACUGAUCUCGGAGAUCACUAAUGUGAAGUCUGCUAGAUAG
This is a messenger RNA of Fonsecaea monophora, 1848 nucleotides long. RefSeq lists its product as hypothetical. Lineage: Eukaryota; Fungi; Ascomycota; Eurotiomycetes; Chaetothyriales; Herpotrichiellaceae. The coding region runs from base 1 to 1848 and encodes 615 amino acids. The record is from RefSeq and is a predicted model, not a curated record. Gene Ontology annotation, molecular function: DNA-binding transcription factor activity, RNA polymerase II-specific; zinc ion binding; sequence-specific DNA binding. The transcript has 3 exons. Gene Ontology annotation, biological process: DNA-templated transcription; positive regulation of transcription by RNA polymerase II.